AUGACGCGUGACGCGGGGCGUGUCGCGUGUCACGCGGCGCGGCGACGCGCCCGUUGUCGCUCGAAGGCCUCAAAAGAAGCCGAUCAACUCCUACUCGAUGGACGUCCGAGGGCCGUCGAUGGGCAUCGUGUGCAGCACCUCGUCGAGGAGUUGGAGUGCUCUGGCAUUAAGAAAGCGUUGUUAAUUAAAAUGAAACAUUUUUUCAACAAAGGCUGUGAGCUGGGCGCGAGGGGGCGUGGCGCGAGGAGUGGGCGCGAGGGGGCGUGCCGCGAGGAGUGGGCGCGAGGGGGCGUGGCGCGAGGGGUGGGCGCGAGGGGGCGUGGCGCUAGGAGUGGGCGCGAGGGGGCGUGGCGCGAGGAGUGGGCGCGGGGGGGCGUGGCGCGAGGAGUGGGCGCGAGGGGGCGUGGCGCGAGGAGUGGGCGCGAGGGGGCGUGGCGCGAGGAGUGGGCGCGAGGGGGCGUGGCGCUAGGAGUGGGCGCGAGGGGGCGUGGCGCGAGGAGUGGGCGCGAGGGGGCGUGGCGCGAGGAGUGGGCGCGAGGGGGCGUGGCGCGAGGAGUGGGCGCGAGGGGGCGUGGCGCGAGGGGUGGGGCGCGAGGGGGCGGGGCGCGAGGAGUGGGCGCGAGGGGGCGUGGCGCGAGGAGUGGGCGCGAGGGGGCGUGGCGC
Messenger RNA from Iphiclides podalirius (scarce swallowtail), 663 nucleotides. NCBI's taxonomy places the organism in Eukaryota, Metazoa, Arthropoda, Insecta, Lepidoptera, Papilionidae. The record is from the annotation of a GenBank genome assembly.